AUGGCUGCCCUGCGCAGGCUGAUCCCUCUGCUCACUAACAGCUUAAGAGCAGGCGCGUCCACGGCUCGGAGACAUCAGACAUCCUCGCGGGCGGCUAAAGCGCUCGCGGCCGGAGCCUGCGUCACCGUCGCGGCCGGAGCUGCUUAUUACUACCGCCGCUCGGCCGCCGGCAGACGCUCCGGGCUGAAGAACCAUGUCGAGGCUCGGCUCUUCCAUCUGGCGCUGCCGUCGGUCUCUGCCACCGAGCAGGCCCGGACCUAUGGUCUGGAUGAUGGAGAUGUGUACAUGUCGUCCUAUGAAAACAGAUUCCGCCUCUUCAGUUCGGUGGAGCACGAGGGCCAGCUCUACAUGACGCCCCUCAGCUUCAUAGAGUCCGUCACUUUGAAUGAACCCAAGAGUAGGAGAGCAUGGAAGUCCCUCUCAAAAAAGGACUUAGACAAGAUGCUGGCUGAUACCCCGCCUGUUUGGAAAGGAUCAUCUAAUAUGUUCAGGAAUCUUCGUGAACGAGGUGUCAUCAGCUACACAGAGUAUCUCUUCCUGCUCUGCAUUUUAACAAAGCCCCACGCAGGCUUCAGGAUUGCUUUCAACAUGAUUGAUGCAGAUGGGAACGAAAUGGUGGACAAAAGGGAGUUCUUGGUGCUAGAGGACAUUUUCCGUAAGAAAAAGGACAGAAAGGAAGUUGCCGAAGACACGCAAAGAUUCGACCUGCAGAGCCUGCAGCUGUACGGUCAACGCUCAUCCCAGCCGCACAGUGUUCUUGAAAAAGACAGUCAGCAUGUGGAGGCCCGGGGCAUGUGGGAUGUUCUCAGACGUGGCACAAGUCAAGUUCUGUUUUCUGAUCUCACAGAGCUGGUGGAUGAAAAGACAGAGACAACGCUGCUGGUGCAUUUCUUUGGGAAAAAAGGCAAAGCUGAACUGAAGUUUGAAGAUUUUUACGAGUUCAUGGACAACCUGCAGACAGAGGUGCUCGAGAUAGAGUUCCUCUCCUACUCCAAAGGCCUGCCCACCAUCAGCGAGGAAGACUUUGCUCGGAUCCUCCUUCGCUUCACCAACGUGGAUGACGUCAGCGAGUAUUUGGAGAACCUGCGCCACGGCUUGCCGGACGAAAAGGGAAUCACCUUUGAGGAGUUCAGGUCCUUCUUCCAGUUCCUAAACAACCUGGAGGAUUUUGCCAUCGCCAUGCAAAUGUACAACUUCGCAAACCGCUCCGUUGGUCAAGAGGAGUUUACCCGCGCCGUCUACGUGGCCACGGGCAUCAAGCUGAGCCGCCACUUGGUCAACACGGUCUUCAAGAUCUUCGACGAGGACCGCGACGACAAACUCAGCCACAAGGAGUUCAUCGGCGUCAUGAAGGAUCGGCUGCACCGCCGCGGCGGGGGCCUCAGAGUGGAGGAGAAGUUCACCUCUUUCAAGUCCUGCAUGAGGAAGCAGCUCUCAGGCAAAUAGGUGGAAAUCCCAUCAUCAGCGCAUGUCUUAACUGGACGAGCGGUGCCUCCUCUCUGCUCUCUACCAGGGACACAAGGGUUAAUGCAUGCUUUCGCAUCUAAUUGCACUAUGAUAUAAGCUUUUAAGUAAACAGGAUGUGGCCCUAACAGGAAGUGGUCAGCCUAAUGGGAAGCUGUUGCUAGUGGUCAAACAAACAAGAAUGACCCAUUAUGAACCAAAAUCCACUUAACAGUGUUGCAGGGGUUUAAAUUGAAGUAAUCAGUUUGUCUAAGCGCUUUUGCUUGCUCAGAAGAUAUUUAACUAUUUAUUGAUUGUAAAUAUAUUGAUCAGGUUAAGAUUUUUAACACUGAUUUUAUUUAUUUGUCAAAAAGUCCAAUGUUGUCUUAUUCCUGCUCUGCCAGUGUGUGUUGUCCAUUCAGAUUCUCCUUUUGUCCCGAGCUCCAUUCUGUACAGUGGCGGCAGCAUUGCUCACAUUCUUCGCCCUCCCACCAGCUCUGCAGCCCCCUGCACAGAUCAGCUCAGGACAGCACCUCCCCUCCUCCCUGUCCUCCCCCUUCCUCCCAUUUCCUCAAAGCGCUGCAGCUAAAAUCCUCGAGGAUCCCCCAGAGCCAGCAGGCCUGAACAAACUGAUUCAGUCUGUGGCUUUUCCACUGUUUAACUACAGGCAGCUAAUCAUUUCUCAGCUGGUAAAAGAGGAGUGCUAUUUUCAUGCCACUGGCAGGGAUGACCUCUAUAUAAAUAAAUGUGGAAAAUAAUGAAGCCAUGUGUUUGUUCCACUCUGGGGACACUCAGUUUAAAUUAGUUUUGGUGCAAUACAUUAAAAUUACCUUCUCUUUAUGCUCUUUAAGGAAGAGUUUACACUUCAUCUUCUUAGUGGAGAUUCUUACUGCUACAGUACAGUGCAGUAUGUGGUUGGUUCCUGGUGUAAUGUUUGCUUUGGGUGGAGCUUUGUACUGAAAAAAGAUAUCAAGGUGUUACAUUCUGUAAUGUUAACCAGAUUAGUUAGUCUACCUCUUGAAGAGUUUUUGGAAACUUCUAGCCGCGUGUCAUCCUUUAAAA
Molecule: messenger RNA, 2505 nt
Organism: Anoplopoma fimbria (sablefish)
Lineage: Eukaryota; Metazoa; Chordata; Actinopteri; Perciformes; Anoplopomatidae
Gene: micu3b
Product: mitochondrial calcium uptake family, member 3b
Exons: 15
Coding region: 1-1446 (481 amino acids)
Biological process (GO): calcium import into the mitochondrion; mitochondrial calcium ion homeostasis
Cellular component (GO): uniplex complex
Molecular function (GO): calcium ion binding
Source: RefSeq, a predicted model, not a curated record